AUGGAGAAUGUGGGAGGUGGUCUUCCGGCUGGGGCAGUAGCUGCUGUACUGAAGCCCAGUGAGGGAUUACCUGAAGGGAGCCUGUCUGUACGUGGCUAUAACUUUGACCAUGGGCUGGACUACCAUGCCUUGCUCCAGUCUUAUCUGACCACGGGCUUCCAGGCCACCAGCUUUGGGCAGGCUGUGAAUGAGAUCAACCGCAUGAUAGAAGCCAAGCUGACGCCCCUGGGAGAGGAGGAAGGGAACCAUGUUGACCUGAAUCCCUGUCCUCGCCGCCUAACUGGCUGCACCAUCUUCUUGGGGUUCACCUCCAACCUCAUCAGCUCAGGUAUCCGCGAGACCAUCCGCUACCUGGUGCAACACAACAUGGUGGAUGUUCUGGUCACCACAGCAGGUGGAGUUGAAGAAGACCUGAUCAAAUGCUUGGCCCCCACUUACAUCGGGGACUUCAGUUUGCGUGGGAAGGAGCUCCGGCAGAGUGGGAUUAACAGGAUCGGGAAUCUGCUGGUGCCCAAUGACAAUUACUGCAAGUUUGAAGACUGGUUGAUGCCAAUCCUCGACCAGAUGGUGACAGAGCAGGGCACAGAGGGUGUGAAGUGGACGCCAUCGAAGCUCAUUGCUCGGCUUGGCAAGGAAAUCAACAAUCCUGAAUCUGUCUAUUACUGGGCACAAAAGAACAGCAUCCCUGUAUUGAGUCCUGCGCUGACCGACGGCUCCCUGGGGGAUAUGAUUUUCUUCCACUCCUAUAAGAAACCAGGCCUUGUGCUAGACAUUGUGGAAGAUCUGAGGCUGAUCAACACCCAGGCCAUCUUUGCCCGGAAGACAGGAAUGAUAAUCUUGGGUGGAGGCCUUGUCAAGCACCACAUUGCCAAUGCCAACCUGAUGAGAAACGGAGCCGACUUUUCAGUAUAUGUCAACACGGCACAGGAGUUUGAUGGCUCAGAUUCGGGAGCUCGGCCCGAUGAGGCAGUAUCCUGGGGGAAAAUACGCACAGAUGCCAAACCUGUCAAGGUUUACGCUGAUGCUUCCCUGGUCUUCCCGCUACUGGUUGCAGAGACUUUUGCCCAGAAAUCAAAUGCCUUUGCCGCAGAGAAGCAAAAUGACUAAGCUGGAGGCAUCUCCGAAGUUAGGAUCCUUCUGUCCCUGCCUAGCCUGUAUGCG
Molecule: messenger RNA, 1161 nt
Organism: Euleptes europaea (tarantolino)
Lineage: Eukaryota; Metazoa; Chordata; Lepidosauria; Squamata; Sphaerodactylidae
Gene: DHPS
Product: deoxyhypusine synthase
Exons: 9
Coding region: 1-1107 (368 amino acids)
Biological process (GO): peptidyl-hypusine biosynthetic process
Cellular component (GO): cytoplasm
Molecular function (GO): deoxyhypusine synthase activity
Source: RefSeq, a predicted model, not a curated record